GUUGCACCCUUUCGGUGCCUAGCUGCCGUGCCACCCGAACGAGGCACGAGGGCUGGGAUACUGUCAGGUUGCCCAAGCCUAGACAGGGGAAGUCAAGAGGCGGUGGUCCGGUUCGAACCACGGACCUUCCGGUCAGUAAAUUCGCGCUCUAACCACCUGGUCCGUCUCGCCCUUGAGUGGUUACUUUCAAGUGAAGAGGAAUGGGGUCAGCAAAGGAAAGUCAUAAAUGAUGCCCCUUAUUUGGCGAGAUUCUCGCGAUACUUCCUCGUUACCCCGAAUACCCUA
Molecule: messenger RNA, 285 nt
Organism: Opisthorchis viverrini
Lineage: Eukaryota; Metazoa; Platyhelminthes; Trematoda; Opisthorchiida; Opisthorchiidae
Exons: 2
Source: RefSeq, a predicted model, not a curated record